Carassius auratus (goldfish) is the source of this 1357-nucleotide messenger RNA. RefSeq names its product C-C chemokine receptor type 2-like. The transcript is spliced from 2 exons. Lineage: Eukaryota; Metazoa; Chordata; Actinopteri; Cypriniformes; Cyprinidae. The record is from RefSeq and is a predicted model, not a curated record. Gene Ontology annotation, cellular component: external side of plasma membrane; membrane. Bases 161 to 1183 code for a protein of 340 amino acids. Gene Ontology annotation, molecular function: C-C chemokine receptor activity; C-C chemokine binding. Gene Ontology annotation, biological process: immune response; G protein-coupled receptor signaling pathway; positive regulation of cytosolic calcium ion concentration.
CCCUCCUGUCCCAUCUGGGAAUUGAUCCAUCUGAUCAUUUUAUUUCUUGUCACUGUUUGGUUUAAGCAAACAGAGUUCUGUCACGGUCAACAUUUUGGCCUGUUCUUCAGGAAGUGGGCAGUUUUGACUGAUUUCCUGUUUGCUUUCAGUUUUAAGACUGAUGGAUCACGCAGAGAGAGUUUUUCCAGAUUCAGGAAUCAUGACCGAGGGCAAGGGGACAGUAGAUGACUACAGUGACUACUAUAACUUGGCAGGAUCAGAUUCAUCUUACAGUGAUGGCAGCACAAGGGUCUUCGGUGGGGUUGUCCUGGCCGUCCUGCACAGCACAGUUUUCAUCGUUGGUUUGCUGGGAAACGCUGUGGUCCUGUGUGUGCUGAUCAGACACCGUCACAGAUGCAGUCUGACAGACAUGUGUCUCCUCAGUCUGGCCGUGUCUGACCUGCUCUUUCUCGCCUCGCUCCCUGUUUGGGCUCACAGUGCGGUGCAAGGAUGGGUUCUUGGCUCAUUCAUGUGUCACAUCAUAACCGCUCUCUUCAUGAUGGGUCUGUACAGCAGCGUCUUCUUCAUGGUCCUCAUGACACUGGAUCGCUACGUCAUCAUCGUCUACAAACACAGCAUCUGUUCCAGAAAAUGGCCUGCAAAAAUGGCUCUGAGCUUAUUUGUAUGGAUGCUCAGCCUGUUUGCGUCCCUCCCUGAUAUUGUUUUUGCCAAAGUGAACGUGGACACGAGCACCAAAGAAUCCUGCGGAUCUGAAUUUCCUGAAGGUGCAGCCUGGAUGUCGUUUACGUACCUGAACAUCCUGAGCUUGAUUCUGCCUCUGAUCAUCAUGAGCUUCUGCUUUUGCCGGAUCCUCAGCAGUAAAUCAGAAGAAAAGCACGGGAUCAUCCGACUCCUCCUGACUGUGCUGGCCGUUUAUUUCCUCUUCUGGACUCCAUACAACAUCGUCACGUUCCUCAUGUUCCUGCAGAGGAAGGGCUUCAUGCUUUCUCGUGAGUGGUCUAAUGAUCCGAGUCUUGCCAAGCAGUGGGUGGAAGCGAUCGCAUUAAGCCACUGCUGUCUCAAUCCCAUCAUCUACACCUGUGUGGGACAGAAGUUCAGAAGAGCAGUGCUCACGGUCCUGAAGAACCCUCCACAGUCACCUGAGAGCGCAUCUUCGGAGUAUUCCUCCACACUGAUCACAUAGAGACCCUGUCCUCCAGAGAGAGACGCAUACUCUUUCAGAAGCAGAAGUUCAGUCUCUUAUAUAUUGCAUGCCCAUCGCUCGUAUUUUAGAUUUGCAAAUGAUACACAUAAUAGUUCUGAAGGGAAUGGUUUCAUCAGCAUUUUUAAAUAAACUCAAAGUGUUUGAAAAUGUUGA